Effrenium voratum is the source of this 663-nucleotide messenger RNA. NCBI's taxonomy places the organism in Eukaryota, Dinophyceae, Suessiales, Symbiodiniaceae. The record is from the annotation of a GenBank genome assembly.
AUGGCUGCUACCUUGCUGCUAGGUCAAGAGGUGCCCACGGACACCAAGCAGCUAGGGCAAGAGCCAGUGCCUUCCCUGGCACCCACAGGCACCACGCAGAAGGAGUCGCCGCCUUCACUGGCGCCAGCUGGCAGGAGGAAGCAGACCAAGAAGGAGAUCAGUCGCUGCCUCUUCCCUGAGACCACAGACAGUGCGCCAAACGCAGUGGCUCCAGAGAAUCCAGGGCGGGCAGUGGCAGAAGGCCCUGCACGUGCGGUCAUGAAGAGGCCAGCAGGGGCAGGAAACUCUGCGCCGGAGAAGGACGCCAAGAAGAAGACAAAGAAGACCACAGACCAGGUCCUUGACGCCGCCAUCGAGCCUGUGAGCGACAAGGAAGUGGAUGGCGUGAAGCAUGGCCCAGAGCCGCCGCCAGGUCUGAUGCCCGCCAACUUGCCAGCAACGUUUGGCCGCAAGGCGCCAACAAGCCCUGGCUUGGCACUCAUUUGGACAACCUUGCGUGUGGUGUGGUACACACACUGCCCAGCUGAGUCUCGCUCAGAGGGUUUGGCGCGGUCUUUGUAUGCCCAUGUGAAGAAGACUGUGCCCAAGACCCCUGAAGUCCUGGAGAUUGAAGCUGCUGCCCACAAAUACCUCAUGGAGCACGUCUCGAAGAAGAACUGGUGA